AUGUCGGAGCAGCAGAGAUCACCUCCACCAUCACUCGACAAGUCGUCCCCCGCCAAACGGGCAAAGAUUGACCAAGAGCCAGCGGCAGAAGCAACAGAGAUGUCCAGCAACACGCCAGCCCCGGCAGCGGAGGAAGCUCCCAAGGAAAGGGUCAUUGACGAGAACACCGACAUGUCUACCCUUACAGACCAGGAGAUCAUGAAGCUUAUGGAGCAGAUGGAUCAAGGGACUCAGGAUCCACUGAUCAGUACCCCUGUGCCCUUGGCAGUGAUCAGGGAGGAGUACCUGAAAGGAUCGCAGCAAGUCGUCAAGAAGCUGGACUAUCUGCAGGAGAAGGGGUGGGAUCAAGUAUGGAGAGCGCGUGGCGAUGGAGACUGUCUGUUCAGGGCGUUCACCCUGGCAUACUUGUUGAGGAUCCUGUACGCUCCAGACCCUGCAGUGGAAGCCAAUCUGGCUUUCGACGCGGUUCAGAGAGCGUUGCCUGCCAUGGAAGCUUGCGGCUUCCAGAAGGACAUUUACGAAGAGUUCUUGGAUCCCCUCAUCACCAUCCUCCGCGCCUUCUCCGAAGGUCUCGAUUCCACCGCCAACGAAUACUCCAUCAUCCAGACCCUUCAGUCCCCCGAACUGUCCAACUCUAUCGUCGUCUCCCUCCGACUCAUCACCUCCGCCUACAUCCGGACCCAUGCCGAUCUCUUCUCGCCCUUCCUCUUCUCCCCGGUGACAUUCGAGCCACUAUCGGCUGAGGAGUUCUGCAAACAGGAAGUCGAGCCGUGUGGUAAAGAAGCCGAUCAUGCUCAGAUCAUGGCGUUGAGUCAGGCUCUGAAGCAGGGCAUCAAGGUGGCGUACUUGGAUAGGAGUGAAGUCGGAGAUGGAAGCGUGAUCAAUUGGGUGGAGUUUGGGAAUGAUACUUCAGAGGAGUCAAGGCCCCUUACCCUGUUGUACCGUCCCGGUCAUUACGACGUUGUUACCAAAGACCAUCCACCCAAGUAG
Messenger RNA from Cryptococcus wingfieldii CBS 7118, 990 nucleotides. RefSeq names its product ubiquitin thioesterase OTUB1. The transcript is spliced from 6 exons. The coding region runs from base 1 to 990 and encodes 329 amino acids. Lineage: Eukaryota; Fungi; Basidiomycota; Tremellomycetes; Tremellales; Cryptococcaceae. Gene Ontology annotation, cellular component: nucleus. Gene Ontology annotation, biological process: protein K48-linked deubiquitination. The record is from RefSeq and is a predicted model, not a curated record. Gene Ontology annotation, molecular function: cysteine-type deubiquitinase activity; ubiquitin binding.